GCCUUUAUCCGCAAGUCCCUCGCUUUAUCACCACCAUCUACCCCCAAUAGGAUCCCUAACAGGAUACCCCAUCUCUGCAAAGCGCAAGACUGUAUUGUGCACGCUCGCUUAGUAAGCUGCGAACGCAGAACUACACUACCCAGAGUGCCUUUCCAGGCAUCCCGCUUCUUCGCUCUUCAGACUACAUUACCCACCAUGCUUAGUGGGGCAACACAAAAGGCCGCAAGAAUUUGGACGGAAAGUGACUCUGAGAUGGGCAUCAGCCCUCCGACGCUGCGGCUUGGAGCCGCCUCGGGACUGAAAGUCCGCUAAAGCGGCGCGCCUAGUUGGGCAUGGAGCCCGCAGGUGAAGAUUGGAUCAAGAGAGAAGGCAAUGAAGGAUCUCUCCAGCCCAGGGUUGCCCUGCUGGUUGGUGUGGAACAGCCAACAAAAAAAUUAUCUGAGGAAAGUGACUAUUUCCUGGAGUCUGAACCACUGAAAACUCUGAAGAGGGAUUUGGACAUGCAUCAGAAUCCUUUUACGGAGGAGAUUUGUUUUGAUUACGAGAACAGUCCUAGGAAGAUCUACCCCAACGACCGGCCAUUUAAGUGCGAUGUGUGCGAGAAAAGCUUCCGCCACAGUUCCAGCCUGUUAACACAUCGAAGGCUGCAUACUGGGGAGAAACCAUAUAAAUGCACUGACUGCGGGAAGAGCUUCAACACCAGCUCAGCGCUGAUUGUGCACCGCCGGACCCACACAGGAGAGAAGUCCUAUGUUUGCUCAGACUGUGGGAGGUGUUUCAGUGAAGGCUCGGUGCUCAUCAAGCACUGGCGGAUCCACACCGGGGAGAAGCCGUACAAAUGCGCCCUUUGUGGAAGGGGGUUCCGGCAGAGCUCCCAGCUGCGGGCCCACGAGCGGACCCACACGGGGGAAAAGCCUUACGAGUGCCAGGACUGUGGGAAGUGCUUCAGCACCAGCUCUAAUCUCUCCGCCCACCAGCGGACCCACACAGGGGAAAAACCAUACAUCUGCCCUGAGUGCGAUCGACGGUUUGGUCACAAGUCGCAUCUCAUCUCCCACCAGAAGACACACACCGAGAAGCUGCACGCUUGCUCGGACUGUCCAGCAACUUUCCGCAUGCUUCAUCAGCUCCUGGUCCAUCGCAAGUCCCACCAGGAAGAGAGGCGCUACAAAUGCCUCCUGUGUGGGAAGACUUUCAGCUACAGCUCAGCCCUCUUGGCACACCAGAGAAUGCACACUGGGGACCGGCCGUUCAACUGUCUGGAGUGCGGGAGGAGUUUUGUCCGGAAUUCAGACUUGAACAAACACCAGAGGAUCCACACAGGGGAGAAGCCCUACGAAUGCCCAGAGUGUGGGAAACGAUUUAACCAAAGCUCCCACUUGGUUAGCCAUCGGAGAGUCCACGUGAAAAGUGCUGCAAAGAAUCCUAGCAUGGAUGUCCCUGUCCCAAGGGGACGAGAAAUUGAGUCUUCCUGAAUAGCUCUUUCGCAACAUUUCUUUGCAGUCUGCAUCAGGGGUCUUUUAAGACUUGUGGACUUCAACUCCCAGAAUUCCCUCACCAGCAAUGGGGAAUUCUGGGAACUGAAGUCCACAAGUCUAAGUCUUAAAGUUGCCAUGUUUGGAGACCCCUGGUCUACAUUAUGAUGACUGCAACCUUGUGCUCCUCACAGGAGAGCAAAAUCUCAUCCCAUCCAGUGGGAUUUCAUUUAUUACUCGCGGAUAAUAAACUUGUAAGACUGUUGUGGGUUUUUACACAUGAAAAACUAAAGAAAAUUCUGCUCCAACAAAUUUCAAAUGAUCCAUUAAAGGAUAAUAGGUUACAUGGCCAGGAUAUCUUAUGGAAGCUAAAGUAUAUGCUAAUUGAUGUAACUGGAGCCAUUUCUGUAGAAAAGAGCAAAAAUAAGAGCUGCAAGACCAGGAUACUAUUCUCUGGCUAUUGAGAAAUAUUGUUUAGCACUUCUCUGACUUCCAUUGUCCUAUGAAGCAUGCUUUCAGCUUAUCCUUGCAAAAAUGAGGAUUUAUAAACUUGUGAUAUUUUUGCUGUUCAGUCAGAUUAUAUUCUUGAGCUGCUAUCAUAUAUGGCCAGCAGCAUUUGUCUUCUUAUGAGAAUGCUGAUAUUGUUUAAGACAACUGAGACAGAAUAGUGUUUCUGGCAUUUUUUCCCAAAUUGAAUUUUUUCAGUGUUUUUAGAUAUGCAGAACUUCAGUGGUAAGAUCUACUGGUGAAGCUACAGUUUAAAGACAACACACUUUCAUUGAAGUGAUGAAAAAGCUUUGUGGUUUUUUUUGCUACCAAAGGUACAGAGAAAUAACUUAAAACUGACAUCUACCUAUUUUCUAUAGAUCACGUGUGAAUGUAAUAUCAGCUAUCUACUUUCAAAAGAAACACAACUCCAGCUGGCUUUUAAUAACCAUUCCAUUAACCACAUUCCCCCUGACUUAAUAAUAACUUACAGAAUUUGAUCCCUUAAUAAUUCCCAUCAUCCUGAUGGCUGCACUAGACUCUGGAUGGCUUAGGAAGAGCUGCACUUAAAAAUGGUGGCAUCUGAAUUUUCACGUAUGAAAAGUAUGUAUCCCAAAGACCUCCAUGGUUGAAGUUAUCCAUUUGUUUCUUGAAACUUGUAAGCCUGCCCACCUUUGUGGAAAUAUAGACCAAAUAAGUUUAAAAUUGCAGUCUUAUUGCAGGAUCCUUUUUCACUCAAAGGUUCUUGCUAUUCACUCUUAAGUCCUGGCUGACUUCAAUCUCUUUCAUUUAUUAGGAUUCCAUAAUUAUUUUUGCUCUUUGACAACUGAGACCUCUGUUUUGUUCCAUAAUCCUGACUUCCUUUUGCCAGCAAACGUUUCCCUAUAUACACUGUAUAGACCACUUCUAUGUCUGCUUCAUGUUUUUCACAAAGCAGAUCUCUGAAACACAGAGUAUAUGCUGCAAUAAAUAUGUUAGUCUUUAAACUGCCAGAGAUGUCUAGGCCCACUGGUUAAAUGGUGUUUUUCUUGACAAUACUCAGACUGGAGAGCCUUUACAAUGCAAUAAGAUUACAACCACACAUAUAAGGAAAAUGCUGUUCUGAAUAAAUAUGUUUAUGAUUCUA
Crotalus tigris (Tiger rattlesnake) is the source of this 3087-nucleotide messenger RNA. RefSeq names its product zinc finger protein 239-like. The record is from RefSeq and is a predicted model, not a curated record. Gene Ontology annotation, molecular function: DNA-binding transcription factor activity; RNA polymerase II cis-regulatory region sequence-specific DNA binding. The coding region runs from base 333 to 1475 and encodes 380 amino acids. Gene Ontology annotation, biological process: regulation of transcription by RNA polymerase II. Lineage: Eukaryota; Metazoa; Chordata; Lepidosauria; Squamata; Viperidae. The transcript is spliced from 2 exons.